UUGUGUGUGAACGCGUGUCUUUUAAAGUUCGACUUGUUAUGAUUCUGGAAUAACAAUCAUUACUGGUUCGAACCGCUUUCAAUAUUUGUUCAAUUCGGCUUCCAGCAAAGACAAGUUAUGUUAGUAACUUCAGCUGUGCAAAAUUUGCGCAUCAAAUCCUACCAUGCUUAAAAUAUAGUGUGCAUGCAGUAUCUGAAGUCGUUUGGUGGCGCAGUUGAUGAAAAAAUUCUUACCCGAUAAGAGUUUCGGUAGAAUAUAUUCACACCAGUGUUUUGAUUGAAUAUUAGUGAAAAUAUGACCAGAGCCGGCUUUCGCAUAGCACUUCUCCAGCUGAGAGUAGGACCAAACAAGGCAGACAACAUCGGGCAUGCCUUGGAAAAGAUCCGUUGCGCUGUCAAAGAACAUGGCGCCAAAGUUGUAGCACUGCCAGAGUGUUUUAAUUCACCAUAUGGAACGCAGUAUUUUGCGAGUUUCGCCGAAGAGAUUCCAGAUGGAGAAACCUGCCAGUACUUGUCGGCAAUAGCAAAAGAGCUGGGUAUUUUCCUGAUCGGUGGAACAAUCCCGGAGAAGGUUGGAAAUACAAUUUACAACACCUGUACGGUUUGGUCCCCGGAAGGGCUCCUGUUGGCGACGUACCGGAAGCUUCAUCUGUUUGACGUUGAUAUUCCUGGGGAAAUCGUUAUCCGUGAGUCGGAUGUGCUUACCAGUGGCAAUCAGUUGGCCGUAAUUUCAAUGUUUGGUGCUAAGAUCGGUAUUGGGAUCUGCUACGACAUUUGUUUCGACGAACUGGCACGUAUUUACCGUAACCAGGGUUGCGAUAUGCUAAUUUACCCCGGAACGUUCAACAUCAGGAGGGAACCGUUGCACUGGAGGCUGUUAGCUAAAACUAGAGCCAUCGAUACCCAGUCGUACGUUGCAACGAUUUCUCCGGCGAGAGACAAGGAAGCGGGCUACGUUGCAUUUGGUCACUCGAUGGUGGUUGAUCCGUGGGCAAAGAUAAUUGUUUCGGCGAAGGAAAAUGAAGAGAUCAUUUUAACGUAUGUAAAUCUCAAAACGGUGGACAACGUGCGUGCGCAGAUUCCGAAUUUCAAACAGCGAAGAUUGGAUUUGUACGACACAAAGAUCCAGGGAAGUUGAUUGCCGGAAUUGAAUGUUUUUCCAUCACCUUCAUGUAAUCAAUUUCUUAGUAAAUAUAUGAAAUCAAAAUGAA
Molecule: messenger RNA, 1210 nt
Organism: Malaya genurostris
Lineage: Eukaryota; Metazoa; Arthropoda; Insecta; Diptera; Culicidae
Product: omega-amidase NIT2-like
Exons: 3
Coding region: 295-1137 (280 amino acids)
Biological process (GO): oxaloacetate metabolic process; L-glutamine metabolic process
Cellular component (GO): mitochondrion
Molecular function (GO): omega-amidase activity
Source: RefSeq, a predicted model, not a curated record